Phlebotomus papatasi is the source of this 2382-nucleotide messenger RNA. It is a transcript of the gene mav, whose product is annotated as univin. The record is from RefSeq and is a predicted model, not a curated record. The transcript is spliced from 3 exons. Gene Ontology annotation, molecular function: cytokine activity; growth factor activity. The coding region runs from base 870 to 2198 and encodes 442 amino acids. Gene Ontology annotation, cellular component: extracellular region. Gene Ontology annotation, biological process: BMP signaling pathway; SMAD protein signal transduction. Lineage: Eukaryota; Metazoa; Arthropoda; Insecta; Diptera; Psychodidae.
AGAAAACGUUAAAAAUUAUAAAAAGCAUUUUACCGUGCAGCUUGGAGUUUAGUUUUGAUUUAAACACUGACUUGAACUCAUCGACUAUGGCCAUUCUGGAGUCAUGAAUUCAGCGGCAUUUCUUUACCACAUUAGUUGCAUUGUCGGGAGAAGAUACGCAUAUUUAUGUGAAAUUAAGACAACACAUUUGUGAAUGCAGAAAUUAUUUAGAAUGUGAGAUCCUGGAUCAUGGUCUGUUUUCCAGAAAGGAAAGUUCAUUUGUAAACACAAGGAUAUAACUGUGUGUAGUGGAAGAUAAUCUCUAAGAUCUGUGAAAAAAAUACACAUAAGUGAAAAAAUAACAGAUUAAUAGAUACGGAAAUAUAAACAAAAAAAAAUUGUGCAUAUUAUUUAACUUGUCCCAAGAAAGACUAUAAAUAAAAAUUUUCUAUUUUUACAAAUUAUACUCUGUGGCAGUUACUAAGAAAAGAAUUACUUGUGAAUUAAAAAUAAAAGUGAGAAGGAUAGUUUUUUUUAAUCAAAUUAUUUCCGUAUUAUACAAAACUUUUAUAGAUGAAGAAUUAUCAAUUUUCUAUGACUAAUGAGGUGAAAAAAAGUAUAGAAUUUAUACCAUGUGAUUGACUUGAGAAAAGUGUGAGAAUGAGGGAAAGAAAAGAAGGAAAAAGUGUAUGAAGAUAGUGAAUGAAUUUUAUCUAACUAAUGACUAUUUUCUAGAUUCAAUAUAUGAUUUGAAGUGAUAACUACGUGAACGACGUGAACCGUAUUUUCUUGCCAGUGGGACAAAAGAAAAACGUGGUGAUAAGAAAAAUUUCUUGUGCGAUUGCACUUGGAUAUAUUUGAAAAGGCUUACAUACUAAAGACAAACAGAAAUGGCACUUGAAGAAUUUAAAUGUUGCAGUUUAGGACAUUCUAAAAUUUUCAAUAUUAUUUGGCGACCCUUCAGAAAGCGCCGUAGAACAUCACUGGAACCAUUGUUCCAUCCAAAUUGCAGUGCUUCGAUUACUUUAAGCCUUAUUUAUAUUAGUUUAAUAGUUUUGAGUGACUUUGUGAUGGUGGCAAAAUGUGAACAGUGGAGCAAUAAUAAGAGGCUAGUGGACAGUGAAGAUUCAGAAGCUCCACGAGAACCGUUGAGUUCCAGUGAUUUGGAUAGACUGCACCAACUCGUAAAGAUAGGAUUAAACAUCACCAAUUUGCCCAAUGUGGCACAGAUUAAUAUAAGUCAAAGAGAGUACGCAGAGAAGUACAAAUUGUACUUGGAGAGGGUUCAACAACGAAAACAACAGGACACGAAUUUUGUUGAUGAAGACGAUAGCGACCUCGUAUUUAAUUCAUUCGCUCCCACAUCUCAAGCCGAUUUUAGACGGAGACGUCCACGGAGUGUGACUCAUGAUUUAGUAUUCGUACGCUUUCCUCUGCCUGAAGCAGAACAACCACCACCUGGAAUUGAAGAAGCUACUCUGAGAGUCCUACUGCAGAAUCGCCAUCAUCACAAAAGUGCUAAUGUUACUCACGAUGGAAGCGUGAGUCUGAAGGUCUACCAGCUCAUUGAACCGUAUGGACGCAUCUUUUUAGACGGUCAGAUUGUUUCCUUGAAUCAUCUGGGUGGCAAUAAAUGGGUAGAACUGGAUGUGAGUCGUGCAGUUGAGAGUUGGAUGGAAGCCCGUCAUCAAAAUCUCGGACUCGAAGUACAUUGCGAUGGAUGUCAUCGGAAAGGACUUCACGUUGUUCAUGAUGCCUCACAGUUUGGUGAUACUGAUGACGAUGCUAAUCCAGCCCUCAACAUCGUAACACGUGUUGUCCAACGAGAAAAGCGUUCACGUCAAUACAAGCACUACAUCCAGCAUCCGAUUCGACGACCGCGUCAGACGGAUUGCCAGAAAAACAACCAAAAGUGCUGCAGGCAUCGAAUGGAGGUGGCGUUCAAGGAUGUCAAAGGAUACGAGUUCAUUAUUCAGCCAAAAUCUUUCGAUGCCGGCUUCUGCCGUGGCAAAUGUCCUCCCAAAUACAAUCCAGCCCAUCAUCAUGCACUCCUACAGAGUCUCAUCUGGAAGCAGGACAAGAGUAAGGCUCCACGUCCUUGCUGUGCUCCACUCAAGCUCGUUGAUCUCGAGGUUUUGCAUGUGGACGAAAGGGAUCCCACGAAACUCAAAGUGGCUACAUGGACAGAUAUGCGUGUCUUAGAGUGCGCUUGUUCAUGAAGGCUAUCAUCGCUUCAGAGAGAGAGGCUCCUCUAAUGUGAUCCGUCGCAUUUUGUCAUUGAAAUGCGUCGCAAUCCGCCAUCGUUUCAUGAUCCGUGACAUGCUAGCACUGAAUCACACCAUUUUCACCAGUUGUUUCAUUUUAUAUGCCAAAGACCAAUAAAUGUGACUUCUUCAAUGUUCA